AUGCCUCCAACGAUACCGUAUCAUUCUCCCCGUAGCGAGCCAAGCCCCGACUCUACUGGUGGAGCAGGCAAAUCUUCUAUGUCUUCUUCGCCUGAAGGCAUACGGGAUUUCGACAAGGCGAACAGUCGCAAACGAAAGUCCUCAGCUGAUGACGACGAUGACGACGACGACGAGGACACCCACCAACCCGUGAAGAAAACAGCUCACAAUAUGAUCGAAAAGAGAUAUCGCACCAAUCUCAACGAUAAGAUAGCAGCUUUGCGUGAUAGUGUGCCCAGUCUACGGAUCAUGUCGAAGAGUGCACGAGGCGAAGAUACCACAGAAGACCGAGAGGAGUUGCACGGCUUAACACCAGCCCAUAAAUUGAACAAGGCAACGGUCCUAAGCAAAGCCACUGAGUAUAUUCGCCAUUUAGAGAAGCGUAACUCGAGGCUUAUGGAUGAAAAUGCCGCAAUGCAGCAACGAAUUGCUGCUUUCGAGAAGCUCUUCAUGUCGGGGGCCAUGAACGGGGCAAUUAGCCCUCAUCAGCAACAUGCGCCACCCACACCUACCACAUAUCCUCCAGAGUCGACUACGUUCGCGCCCUCCCCUAUGGGCACGCCUGGUCGACAGGACCCUCAGGGCAUGAUUCAAGUCCCAGAUGAGAUGAAGCGUAUCAUUGCCGCACAGCUAGCCUCAGGACAACCCUAUGCAGUCCCACAACAGGCGUUUAGGCCCAAUCCCGCUCUAGUACGCCACCAACAAAUUCAGCAGCAACAGCAAAUGCAGGCGGGAGGUUGGCAGAAUGCUACCCCGUACUUCGGUAAAUUAAUGGUCGGUUCUUUGGCUGGUCUCAUGCUGCUAGAGGCUGUUCGCGAGAACGAGCAAAGCAACGAGACCCCCGAUGGUCGCGGUCUUUUCGCUCUACCAAUACAUCUGCUCAGGUUCCUCACAUCGAACUUGAAUGUCAAUUUCAUGGGAUAUUCAAUUAGUGGUGCCCGAGUUAUUUACUCCAUCAAGGUGGUAUUGUUGCUGUGUAGCAUCUGGUGGGCUCUCAUGCCGUCACUCAUGGAUUCGAAACCACCGAAUCCAAAGCAGUCAAAACAAAUCCCCGCCGCCCUGAAAGCAGCCCCAUCGCUCGCUUCACCCAUUCACGUGCGUCAACAGGCAUGGCUUACAGCGGUUCAAACUGUCUGGGUACCGCGUCACAAUUUCUUCUUAGAAGCUGCAGCCCUUGGUCUCAAGACUGUAAAGCUUAGCCUGAGAAACAUGAUUGGUGUACACGGGUAUCAAAUGCUAACAGGUCUGACCGAGGAUCAGGAGAUUGCUCGCGUCAAAGCUUGGGCCAUUGCUCUCGAUGCGCAAUUAGCUGGUGGCGAUGUUGAGAUCAGCAAGAGUCGGUUAACCCUAACACUGCUUGCCUCUGCUACACUCCCCACUACUCCCCUCCGUCUAAUGUUGAAGGCACUACACAUUCGUGUCCUGUUAUGGGAACUGGGCUUGAGUGGAGUAUCAACAGGAGUGCAAGUGAUUGCUGCGAAAGUAGCAAGAUCUAAGUGGAACGAAGCUAAGCAAUUGAACCGGCUCAUUACCCAAAUGCGUCGAAAUGGCCAGGAGACCGCAGAUGAUGACCUCCCCGAUCAUUUGGCAGCUUUGUUGGAGCAAGACUGCGACGAUGUUCUGAACGCCGCCAUCAUUCAACGAGCCCAUAACCUGGCUUGGAACCGUGCUACCGAGUACAAUGCAAUUGGCAGUAUCGAUGGCAUGGCCACCGUAAUUGAUGACGCUGCUGUCCGAUCACCCAUGGAUGCUGUAGCUGCCUGGUGGUCCAGUAUGACAUUGCACGGAGUCCUCACAACGAGCUUACUUGCUUCAAACGACGAGGGCGAGGAUAAUGAUGCCUCUCUACAUAUCGACCAUGAGGUGUCUCUCGCCAUUCGAACUGCACCAAUUGGAUCUGUCGCACAACAGCGUGCAUUGGUCACGCGGGCAUUACUCUCCGAUGAAAAGCGAAGCAUCAAUAUUGUUGCUGCUUUGCAAGCCAUCGGCCCGGUAACAGCAGUGCUCACAUCGAGUGAUGCCUCCGACUCGUCUAGCCCCGAAGCACCGACUACCCCAUUAAAGGAGUUACCAUCAUCUUUAGUCACUACAAACGAACUUCGCACCUCAUUACUGUGCGCCAUGGCUAUUGCUCAUCUCCAGAAAUACUCGCCUCCAGAUGAACCAGUCAACAUUUACGGUGUUAUCAGUCAAAUUCAGCCUGCACGUGAUAUGGGUCUCCUCGGCUACACGGCAGCCUACAAGCUAAUGGAUCGCCUUGCAAAACAUGAAUUUGCCGCCGAAGCCUGCGCUAGCACGCUCGAGCGACUUUCUGGACAUCUAAGAAUAUGGACAGGAAAGGAAUGCGCCCUUGAGCCCGAUAUUAGGCACCGAAUCGUUGGCCGAUGUCUUGCUGUGACUCGGGUCAUCGUUGGCAUGAAUUUCGACACUGAUACUGGGUACGGCAGCAUGAGUGAUACUGAAAGCGAUUACGGUACCAUAUCAGACCCAGAACCUGAACCAGAGGUAGAGGCAGAGCUAGAAGCAGAAAACGCAGCUGAAAUAGUAGAAGCUCCUUGUUGUGGUUGCGGCUCAUAA
Messenger RNA from Xylaria bambusicola, 2616 nucleotides. Its product is annotated as helix-loop-helix DNA-binding domain-containing protein. Lineage: Eukaryota; Fungi; Ascomycota; Sordariomycetes; Xylariales; Xylariaceae. The record is from RefSeq and is a predicted model, not a curated record. Gene Ontology annotation, biological process: SREBP signaling pathway; positive regulation of transcription by RNA polymerase II. The transcript has 2 exons. Gene Ontology annotation, molecular function: protein dimerization activity. Bases 1 to 2616 code for a protein of 871 amino acids.